UUCAUCAACACUGUACUAACUUUUUUCACAACGUACUCCAUCCCGUGCAUAUACACACACCAAAACAACAAAACACACAUUACAAUUUACACCUCUACACACACCUAUACAUACAACAAAAUGCGCAAGAGCAAGAAGCGCAACACUCCAACACUCAGUAAUAUAGCUGCAGCUCGCAAAUCGAGAUCGAAGACACGUAAGCCGAAGUUCUUGUCUCUCCGCCUCCAGCUCUCGCCGGAAACCACCUCCGACAUGGCGGAGACCGACCGGCGCCACCAGCUCGACUUGUUCCCUCUCCACCCGGAGAAUCUGGUGGAUGAUAAAGACAGUCAUGAAGACAACAACGUGGCGUAUUUCUUCUCGUCGGUGGACAACGGCGGCGCCGCCACGCUGACGGGGCUGCUGGGGGCCAACACGUCGUCGUCGGGAUGCGACGGGGACCAGACGGCGGAGUUCUCGCCGGAGAGCCUGUACGGGGGGCAGGACAGCGAGGAGGUGGAGCAGCUGGUGCGGACGGCGAUGAGGAAGCAGAGUAGAGAGGAGAGUAGUGAGGAGAAGUGGGUGAGUUGCUGUAGUGAAACGAAGCCUGUUCUUAGUGAGAAGAAGAGAUUGGCUUUGAAGCUUGAUUAUCAGGAGAUCAUGGAUGCUUGGUCUGAUAAGGGCCCACUUAUUGUUAAUGUUGAAUCGGCUUCGGGUUCGCAGGUCGUGCCUGAUCUUCUUCAUGAUGAUCUCUUUGUCAAUCCGUCCAUCAAUGGAUGGGGUAGUAGUGGAGCGCUAUGGAGUGUUCCUGAAAUGAGCGGAAGCAAUAGUAAUGGCUGCAUCAAAGUAGAGGAAGUGCACACAGAAGAUUGGAAAAUAGGGAGAAGAGAAGCCAGUGUAUUGAGAUACAGAGAAAAGAGACAGAACAGACUGUUCUCCAAAAAAAUUCGCUAUGAAGUUCGUAAGCUUAAUGCUGAAAAACGCCCUCGGAUUAAGGGGCGAUUUGUGAAGAGGAUUGAGAAAUAGAAAAAUUAAGAUACUGGUACAGAGAGUAUGUUUUGUGUUACUGUGUGGUUCUCUCUUGUGACAUUGUAAAGUCUGCAAUGUGAUGAAUGAGCAUGAACGGUUGUGCACCAAAGAAUGAUUUAUGGGCAAAGGGCUAAAAGGGAGGUUUAUAAUUGAAAUAAGAGAGAUGGUAAGAUCAUAAUACUAGCAUUGUGUUAUGUUUGGUCAAACUGUAUAUGCUCUUCUAGGUGUGUGAAUUUGCUAUAAAAAAGAUGGAAUAAUUGACUGAAUUGUAAUACAGUGAGUCAAGAAAGGCUGUUGAAACAGGCGAACAAGAAACAAGCCAUGCAUGAUGCAUUAAUAGUUUCGUCGGUAUGGCAGUGGCAGUGAGUGAAUAAGAGUGGGUCACAAGAUACUGUUGUGUCUGAAAGAGACAGGGAUGUCACAUGGAUUCUACAUAAUUCUGGAAGAUGAUCACUUUUUCUUUAUUA
Molecule: messenger RNA, 1475 nt
Organism: Daucus carota subsp. sativus
Lineage: Eukaryota; Viridiplantae; Streptophyta; Magnoliopsida; Apiales; Apiaceae
Product: zinc finger protein CONSTANS-LIKE 6
Exons: 3
Coding region: 121-1005 (294 amino acids)
Biological process (GO): regulation of DNA-templated transcription
Cellular component (GO): nucleus
Molecular function (GO): protein binding
Source: RefSeq, a predicted model, not a curated record